GCCAAGGCUUGUUUAAGACAAGCGAGCGAGUCGAUCUCAUUGUCAAGCUAAUAGAAAAUAAUUAGUAUUUCAUUCAUUUAUUUAUAAGGCAGUUUCCCUAGUGACCGACUCGAUAGAGCUGGUACCAUUGGUAGUUUGUGUGACUACAUUUGAUACAGUUCUUCAACGUGAUUAACUAGAUGGUUGGUUUGUUGUGGUUCAUACAGCCAUGAGAGUGUUCAUUCUAUUCAAAGACGAACGAUAUUGUAUUGAUGUGGACUUGGGACAAACUGUCGGCGAAAUAAAACAAGUGCUUCGACGAAAAUUCGAUUUAGACACAGUACAGAAUGAAGAAAGCGAAAAUGAUAGUCAAAUGUCUCUUCGAUUCGCUGGAGGCUCGCUCGAAGACGACUGGAUCUACGCUGAUCUGAGUAUUCCUUCUGGUGCAACACUAAGAUGUGAAUUAGUGGAAAACGUCAAAUCCUACCUCAAUGUAUUCAUUGUUUAUUCUGGUGAUACGGUUAAGUUUACCGAGUCCUUUUCAGUCUGGGAGACAAGGGUUAGUGAUCUAAGAACUAUGAUCAUGAAUAAAACAGGCCUACAUGUGAGCGUAUUCCGACUCAUAAGUCCCGAAGGAAAAGAGAUGUUUGAUUGUAAUAUUCUUAAUGAUUAUAAUAUCAACGUUGGGGAUGUUAUUCGUUUGGAAACCUGGGAUGGCUGGGCGAGUUUUUUGAAAGCGGCUACUAAGGGCCACUUGACACCGACGUUGAAGCAUAUGAUAAGUAUGGCAGAGGAUCCACUCACGGCAAAAUAUCAGCUUAGAGUCGCCUUGUUUAUAGCAGCACACUUCGGAUAUACUCAGUUAGCUGCAGUUUUAAUGAAAUCAGGCGCUAGAUCAGAUGAACCAGUGGGAGAGCAUCCCAUUCGAGAAUGGUGUAACGGAGAUGUUCAUGUUGAUCAUCUAAAAACGCCAGUCCACGAAGCGGCGCAGCGAGGACAUUUGAUUUGCCUUCGCCAGUUCAUUCAUCAUAAUUACGCUUGUAUUCUAGCUAAAGAUGGCAAUGGGUUAACGCCGUGUAACAUAGCUCGAAGAUAUAAACAAACUGAGUGUUUUAAGCUGCUUAUUGCAGAACAGUUUCGCUCCCGAAGUAUUGAAGGCCUGACCAUAACAUUGUACGCUAAAAUAAAAAAGUGGAGCGAGAGAGCAAGGGAUAGAGCGUUAGUGUACCAAAAGCAUAAUCCAAGCCCUUUAUUGCUGGCUAUGGAGAAGAGAAGCUAUCGAAAAGCCGCUGUUGGACAAAAAGUCUAUGUGGAUGGAUUUGGGAAAAGAUUACAGAACUCUGCGUCAAAGCUUGAGCUAUCGUUAGUUCAUAACGAUCCUAAGAAAGCGUUAGUUGAAGCAGGUGCUAUGGAGAUGAAUACAAAGACUUUGAAAGCAAUUAAAAGUCCAAAUGUUCAGCAUGAUGAUUUAUUAAAUGGUAAAUCAAUAUUCCCUAGAGAAGCAGACGAAAAGAAAACCGACGAAUUACACGAACGUGUGCUGACAGAUCAUAUGAAAACAUCAAAACAAAUUUCGAUACGAAAUUCUUUUGAAGUUCUGCCAGCUGUCUGCGAUUCUUGUUGCUAUGGAAAGAUAAUCAAGCAAGAAAAUGCGAGAGAAGCCGCUUUGAACACAAAGAAAAAGAAGAAAUUCGUGAAACAGUAUGAAUCCUACAGAUGGAAGGAAAGUAAUUUGGAGUCUUUGGAGCGUGUGAAUAGCGAGGAAAAAUCAGAUGAAAAUCCUGUUUCUCUACUGGCAGAAACUACAACAAUAGAUAGGCGACUGAGUAUGCCUGUGAUUAACGGAAAUACAAAACUUCCGUCUGAUUUUAAUUCUAAUCACAAACGAUUCGCUGCAGAUAAAACAAUCGAAAACAGAAAUGAUGAUAUUGAAAAACACCGGGUGUUUGUGACUGAAGCUUUGCUGGAUUCCAUUGAAAGAAAUCCAUCAAAUCGAGAAGAUUGGCUAACGGAAGCGGAGAAAGCAAAACAAAACACGAGUGAUCGAGUAUACUACACGGAAAAAAUGCCACCAAUCGGCAAACAGAAUGGUUUACAAUAUUCAGAAUUUUUACAUCAGUAUAAUAAAUCAAAAGGGAAAGAGCAUCCGGAAAAAGCGAAAAGUGAUGAUGGUGGCGUUUCUAAUAAAGCAAAUUCCGUCGAUUUUUUCCCCAAAGCGAAUGGUGCUUUUCCAAAAAGGACAAAAAGUGAAGACCCAGCGGUUCAAUCGACCGCCAUCUAUCGUCACGUGACAGGGCUGGACAUCCGGGAAUCUGCAAAAGCGAGUCUUGAAGUGGCUACCACUUUUCACAAAAUGUCUUGGCUCCAACAGGUUCAACUCGCUAUCGACUUGAACAAAAACACUUUUAAACGCCAAAUCAGUUACUCAAAAUCUUUCAAAUAAGUCAAAUAACAUUCACUGUUAUCUUACAGUCACUAAUUAGCGUUGGUUUGUUUAAAAAAAWUUUUUUUUUCGCAAAUCAUUAUUCGUUUUGCGGUCUUGGGCAACUGGCAAUAUGGCGGCCUGUAAAAAUAUUUUUCUAUUCAAUUUUAAAUUUGUACGUGAAAUGUACUAUGUACAUACUCGGGUAAAUGGCAUGUCCACCUAAAACAUUUUAAAAAUAACCUUAGCAGAAUUCAGUUAAAAUGUGGAAUAAAGAACUAAGUGCCAGUA
Messenger RNA from Actinia tenebrosa (Australian red waratah sea anemone), 2692 nucleotides. RefSeq lists its product as uncharacterized. Gene Ontology annotation, molecular function: protein binding. The record is from RefSeq and is a predicted model, not a curated record. NCBI's taxonomy places the organism in Eukaryota, Metazoa, Cnidaria, Anthozoa, Actiniaria, Actiniidae.